UGUUUUAAUUUAUUUUCUUGGUCCAAGCGUUAUUUGGUGCAUUUAUUAUGUUCAGUAUUGCUGGUGUCAGUAAAACAUUGUUAGUAUAAAUCUAUGUUUUGGGGUAAGAAUUGUAAGAUACAUGGAUUUAAAGUAAGGAUUUAUUUUAUAAGAUCUUUUUCCUUUUGGAUUUCUCUAUCUUAAUUGCAUGAGGUAAAUCUUUGCUGUCUUCCUCUUAAUUUAUUCUACGAUAUUUUUUUCAAAUUUCUGGAUAAAUUUAGUUUUUACCUUUUAAAGUAAGUGUUAUAAAGAAAUCUUGAGUGAUUGGUUACAGCUGUGAUCGUGUAUUUCAGAAUAAUAGAAUAAUUCGUGACUGUUCAGUUCAGAACAACAAACAGAACUUUAUUAUUGAGAUUCCUAAAUCUCUCGAAUGUUAUAUUCGCUGUAUUUUCAAGUGAUUGCUAUUUUCCGUUGCAGUGUAAUGAUUUUGUAUUUUUAGAUCAUUUAAGUGUGUAGUCAUCGACUAUAUGUGUAACAAAUUCUUAACAAAAGCUACUAAAACUAUUCUUUGGGACAUUUCGUACGUUUUCAGUUUCAUUACUUCGGAACGUUUAAUUGUAGAAUUUAGGCAUUUCAGACAUGGUUUACGCCAAAUUCACUACAGCGGCAGAACAAUUUCGUUGACGAAUUUUGUCGAUUAGAAGAUAUUAAUAUUUUUUUUGUUCAACUGUUAGUGUUAUGUUGUGUUUUGUCUCUUUAAAGCAGCAUUUUGUUACAUUUCAAUUAUUUAUUUCUCAUUAUAAUUUAAAUCGAGUUCGGUUUUCAAGUUCAUUUCUUCGACAGGACCAAAAAGCGAAUAUUUCUCUGUAAACCACCCGCUUUUUAUCUUCGUGUAUUGCAAUUUGUGAAGGUACGAAAGAUUUCGAGACACAAAAAUGGUUCUAAUAACCAAUUUGUCAGAAAAAACUCACCUUUUACCACCGAAAAUCGCACAAGACUCUCUGAACAACAACAUAUGCAUUAAAAGACGGCUAGGACUUCUUAAUGGAGUCACUAUGAUUAUAGGUGCCAUAGUGGGCACCGGUAUUUUUGUGUCGCCGAAGGGUGUUCUGAAGGAAGUUGGAUCGAUGGGCAUGGCAUUAGUGGUCUGGAGUGUCACCGGUAUAUUAUCAAUGAUGGGAGCUCUGUGUUACAUAGAAUUAGGCACCACUUUCCCGAAGUCGGGCUGUGAUUUCACGUACAUGCAGAUGUGCUUUGGAGAACUUCCGGCCUUUCUUUUUCUUUGGGUCUUCAUGCUGAUUAUUGCACCCGUCGGUAAUGCUAUAGCUGCGCUGACGUUUGCAAAUUAUGUGCUGGAGCCAUUUUUCCCCUGUAGUGCUAUUCCGCAGGACGUCGUCAGAGUCAUAGCGGCCUUGGUUCUGUGCUUGUUAACCUACAUUAAUUGCCGCAAUGUGGGUUGGGCAACUCGUGUUCAAGAUGUUUUCACGUUCGCUAAGGUCCUUGCUUUGAUAGUUAUCAUAUUAGCUGGCGCAUAUCAUAUGUUCAUGGGACGGAGCCAAAACUUCGAUAAUGCUUUUCAAGGAACUACAACAGAACCUGGCUACAUAGCUCUGUCCUUUUAUUCCGGCCUCUUCUCUUACGCAGGAUGGAACUUUCUGAAUUUUGUCACAGAAGAAUUGAAAGAUCCUUUCAGGAAUCUACCCCGAGCCAUUUACAUUUCUUUGCCAAUGGUCACAAUUAUUUAUGUUCUUGCCAAUGUUGCAUAUUUUGCCGUGCUUAGCCCAGAUGAGAUAUUAGCUUCCAAUGCAGUCGCUGUGACGUUUGGUGAGCGUGUUCUUGGAGUGAUGUCUUGGGUGAUGCCAUUUUCUGUUGCCUUAUCCACAUUCGGUGGUUUGAAUGGAAAUAUUUUCGCUUCUGCGAGGUUAUUUUUUGUUGGAGCUCGUGAAGGUCACCUUCCUAAUUUCUUGUCAAUGAUCAAUCUAAAUUACCUCACGCCAGCGCCAAGUCUGGUAUUUUUGUGUAUACUCAGUUUGGCAUAUUUGUCUACAACAGAAGUGUACGUCCUCAUAAAUUACACUGCCUUCGUAGAAGCCUUGUUUGUGACCUUAUCUGUAGCCGGAAUGGUUUGGCUGCGGUAUACGAAACCGGACCUUGAAAGACCAAUAAAAGUAAAUAUCUUUCUACCGAUAACAUUCCUUGUCGUUUGUGCUUUUUUGGUCACAUUCCCAUUCUAUGUGAGUCCUUGGGAAACGGGAAUGGGUAUUGCCAUCACUCUGACGGGUAUUCCAGUGUAUCUGGUGACCAUUUACUGGCAAGACAAACCUCGCUUCUACAAAACAGCGAUAGGUAAAGUGACAGAAAUAGUUCAGAAACUUUUGUUGAGCGUGCCAGAAGAAAAAUAUGACUAAGAAGUUUGAAAACAAACGAGGAUCAUCUAGUCAGAAAACAAAAGCUUCAGGGUUAAGUGAACUAUACCUUAACUUGUGUGACUAGAAACUUUCAAGAAUGAAACUGGGGUAGUGAAGCAAAAAUACUUCGAAUCAACAUUUAUGCAUCUGGCGUCUAAAAGUGUUUGGUUGAAACGCAGUCUGUGCGAAAAGUUGUGCAGCUGAAAGUGAUUAUUUAUGGAUAAGAUAAAAUAACUCUCGUACGACUCUUGUUUUUAUACUCUAUCUUCCCUUGAAGACAGAUUCAUCAUUGCUCAUGAAUUGUAUAGUUAAAAAAUCGAAAAUAUUUUGUAUACUAUUGUAUAUUGUCUUAUCUUUUGUACUUCCAUACAAAAUAUCAAUCUGUAUAUACUGCAGUUUGCUCUGUGCAUGGAGAUCAUCGAUUUAUAUUUGAAUCCAAGUCCCUUGAGCUAACUUGCAACUUAAGCGAAUUAUUUAAACGAUCAAAAAAGAAUUAUUACAGUGACUAUUUACUAUUUAGGUAUUUACAGAAAAGGGCGUUGUUUCAGUCAAUGACACGAAUUAUUUUUGAAUUUUAUAUGAAAUAUAUAUUACGAAUUUUCGAGUUCAAACUUAUAGUAGAUAGAUGUUUUGAUCAUUUAUUUUCUAUAUUUUUGUUAUAAAAUGACUAAUAAAUUUUGAGCAAACUUA
Stegodyphus dumicola is the source of this 3077-nucleotide messenger RNA. RefSeq names its product large neutral amino acids transporter small subunit 2-like. The record is from RefSeq and is a predicted model, not a curated record. NCBI's taxonomy places the organism in Eukaryota, Metazoa, Arthropoda, Arachnida, Araneae, Eresidae. Gene Ontology annotation, biological process: amino acid transmembrane transport. Gene Ontology annotation, cellular component: membrane. Gene Ontology annotation, molecular function: L-amino acid transmembrane transporter activity.